Molecule: messenger RNA, 786 nt
Organism: Empidonax traillii (willow flycatcher)
Lineage: Eukaryota; Metazoa; Chordata; Aves; Passeriformes; Tyrannidae
Product: CMRF35-like molecule 5
Exons: 2
Coding region: 1-786 (261 amino acids)
Cellular component (GO): plasma membrane
Molecular function (GO): transmembrane signaling receptor activity
Source: RefSeq, a predicted model, not a curated record
AUGCCCCGCGCUCCGUCCCAACAGGGUGGUUCGUGCCACCGGGGCGGCCCCAGGGGCGGGCCGGGCUCCCUGAAGAGGAACCAGGGUGCCAAGCCCGGCCAUCCCAGACUGGCCAUGCAGCUCCUGCUUCUGCUCUCCUGGGCGCUGCUGCCAGGUUGUGGGGCGGUGACGGGACCCAGGACUGUGUGGGGAUACCUGAGGGGGUCCCUCUCAGUCACCUGCACGUACCGGCCUGGCCUGGAGAAGAACCCAAAGUUCUGGUGCAAACCAGGAACAAUCCAUGUUUGUGCUGAGGAAAUCGUCAUCACCUCGGAGUCACAGCCCGUGGUGCAGAAGGGUCGAUUCUCCAUCCGGGACAACCGCACACGGCGGGUGUUCACAGUGACCGUGGAGGAUCUGGCUAAGGAGGAUGCGGGAAUCUACCACUGUGGGGUGCGAAAGGCACUGUACCACUUUGAUGAGAGUGCUUAUGUGAGGGUGAUCAUGUUGCCAGCUCAGCCCCUGCACAGUUCCACCUCAGCAACAGCGACCAAAGCAUUGGGGGGCUGGGGACAGACUAAAGGGGGAGGCGUCACCCUGAGCGAGAGGGGCUGGAGAGGGACCAGGUGCCCUCCUGGCACUCGCUGCAUCCGUCACUCCUUCACACCUGCAACCCCAACGCUCCAGCCGGACGCUCCGCAGGGAACCGGUGGCUCCUUCCGCUACUUCCCAGUGCUGGCUGGGCUGCAGCUGCUGGCGCUGCUGGACAUGAGUGCGACCGUGCUCUGGGUCAGCCUGCGGGACUGA